AUGAAUUUAAAUGUUUUAAUAUAUUUAAUUAGUAUUUCAACAACACAAGACAACAACGAUAUACUUCUAAAAAAUUUAGAAAAAUUGUACAACUUUAUACGAUGGGAAAUAAAUAUGGUAAAAGCGGAAGAUUAUCAUUCAAACGGUAUGUCUAAUGUAGUUAGAAUCGCGAAAGUUUUUAUUUCUAUAUUAAUUAAACCAAGAAAAGCCAACAGCUCAAUAAUAAAACAAAAGUUAGAGUUUUUGAAUAAAACAGCUUGUAGAUUUAUAAAAAAAUCAAGAUGUUUGAAUCUUGAUAAUAUAAGAAAAAGGAAUACUUUUAUAGAAGCUAUUAUAACUCAUGAAGACUUUAAUAUGUUUACGGUUGUUAAUUUUUUAAGUGAUGCGAUUAUUACAAUUUCUCUACUGGAAAAAAGUUUAAAAAAAUUUUUAAAAAUAAUUGAAGAUUCAAAUUAUAAAUUUGAAUAUAAAGAUCUUUAUUUUAGAAAUAAUUGCCAUUUAGAUCUACUUAAAUUACUAUUUCAACAACAAUUUUCAAUUUUUUUAAAAAGAAAUACAACAAUUUCUAAAAGUAUUAAAAAAAUUUAA
Molecule: messenger RNA, 588 nt
Organism: Vairimorpha ceranae
Lineage: Eukaryota; Fungi; Microsporidia; Nosematidae
Exons: 1
Coding region: 1-588 (195 amino acids)
Source: RefSeq, a predicted model, not a curated record